UCCACAGCACUAAGGAACGAUCUGACAGCAUGGCGAGUGUCCGCGCAGCCUCUCAUCUCAUCUGCAAGAGGAUUUUAUCUACUGCGAAAGCAGUCCCUGCUGCUGCAGUUCAGGGUUCCAGGAACUUUCACUUCUCCAUCUAUGGCAAGAAGAAAAAUGCUAAAGUAUCAGAUAAUAUCUCCACUCAGUACCCAGUUGUGGAUCAUGAGUUUGAUGCUGUGGUGGUUGGAGCUGGUGGAGCAGGACUGAGGGCAGCUUUUGGCCUGUCUGAGGCUGGCUUCAACACUGCCUGUGUCACCAAACUCUUCCCCACCAGGUCUCAUACUGUCGCUGCACAGGGUGGGAUCAAUGCGGCUCUGGGGAACAUGGAGGAUGAUGACUGGAGGUGGCAUUUCUAUGACACAGUGAAGGGGUCUGAUUGGCUUGGAGACCAGGAUGCUAUCCACUACAUGACAGAGCAGGCUCCUGCAGCCGUAGUGGAGCUGGAGAACUUUGGCAUGCCAUUCAGCCGCACUGAGAAUGGGAAGAUCUACCAGAGGGCCUUCGGAGGUCAGAGUCUGAAGUAUGGAAAGGGAGGCCAGGCACACCGAUGCUGCUGUGUGGCAGACAGAACGGGCCACUCGCUGCUGCAUACGCUGUAUGGAAGGUCACUUCGUUAUGACACCAGUUACUUUGUGGAGUACUUCGCCCUGGACCUGCUGAUGGAAAAUGGAGAGUGUAAAGGAGUGAUCGCACUUUGUAUGGAGGACGGGUCUAUCCAUCGCUUCAGAGCCCAGAAUACUGUUAUUGCUACUGGGGGUUAUGGAAGAACUUAUUUCAGCUGCACAUCUGCUCACACAAGCACAGGAGAUGGAACUGCAAUGGUGACCAGAGCUGGCCUGCCCUGCCAGGAUCUGGAGUUUGUACAGUUCCAUCCCACUGGGAUCUACGGAGCUGGCUGCCUGAUCACAGAGGGCUGUCGUGGUGAGGGAGGAAUCCUGAUCAACAGUGAGGGAGAGCGCUUCAUGGAGCGCUACGCACCCAACGCCAAAGACCUGGCUUCCAGAGACGUGGUGUCCCGCUCCAUGACCAUAGAGAUCAGAGAGGGCAGGGGUGUCGGGCCAGAGAAGGACCACGUGUACCUGCAGCUUCACCACCUGCCUCCUCAGCAGCUGGCUGCAAGGCUGCCUGGUAUCUCAGAAACGGCCAUGAUCUUCGCUGGAGUCGACGUUACCAAAGAGCCCAUCCCUGUCCUACCAACGGUUCACUACAACAUGGGUGGAGUACCCACAAACUACAAGGGACAGGUGAUCACUCACAUCAACGGCGAGGACAAGGUGGUUCCUGGACUGUAUGCCUGUGGCGAGGCGGCUUGUGCCAGUGUACACGGAGCUAACAGGCUGGGUGCCAACUCCCUGUUGGACCUGGUGGUGUUUGGCAGAGCCUGUGCCCUCACCAUUGCUGAGCAGCACAAACCCGGUGAGAAACUGUCCCCUCUGAAGCCCAGUGCAGGAGAGGAAUCUGUGGCCAACCUGGAUAAGCUGAGGUUUGCCAACGGAAGUCAGAGGACCUCUGAGAUCAGGCUCAACAUGCAGAAGACCAUGCAGGCUCAUGCUGCGGUGUUCCGUACUGGCUCUGUUCUGAAGGAGGGAUGCGAUAAGAUGGACGCCAUUUACCAGACCCUGGAGGACAUCAAGACCUUUGACAGAGGCAUUGUGUGGAAUACAGACUUGGUGGAGUCGCUGGAGCUGCAGAAUCUGAUGCUGAAUGCUGUCCAGACCAUUCACUCUGCUGAGCAGAGAAAAGAGAGCAGGGGAGCCCAUGCCAGAGAGGACUACAAGGAACGCGUGGAUGAGUACGACUACUCUAAGCCUCAGCAGGGUCAGGAGAAGAAGCCAUUUGAUCAGCACUGGAGGAAGCACACUCUGUCCUACGUUGAUCAAAAGACUGGAAAGGUGACCUUGAAGUACCGCCCUGUUAUCGACAACUCUCUUGAUGAGCAGGACUGCGCCCACGUUCCACCCGCCAUCCGCUCUUACUAAGACGAUCUCCUCCUCCUUUAUUCUGACCCUUCACCCCUCACAUCCACCUUACUCAAUUACAGAAUGCUCAUUUAGCUAAUAUUUAAGACGGUAAACUUUCUGUACUAGAGAUGACAUUCUGAGACAAACUCUGCCUUUUAUUGCACAUUUGGAUUAAUUUAAAGCUGUUCAGUACAAUACUGUUCCCACCAUUUUGUGUCACUUCCUGUUUCUCCAUUUUCUGGCUUGUUUUACCUUGAUUUCAGUCAGUUUGCAGAAGCUAGUUUUCCACAAGGUUCUUUUGGCCUCUCAUGUUGCACGUGUGUGAGUGUGUGUGUGUGUGUGUGUGUGUGUGUGAAGAAUUUUCAGCAUCCAGCUGUUGAACAUCAGGGGGACAAAAGUUGACCGUUUUGUAGCAACACAGGCUUGGCUUUUUGUGAUGACAUCAUACUCCCAUUUCCUAAUCCUGCAUUGCAGUAAGAGCUUCUUAUAUCCGCUCUCCUGAGUGAAGAGAUGGAGGAAGUGACUGUCAUUUGAAAUGUACACUUUGCUGAGCAGGAAAGUUUGUAGUUUGGAAAGUAUGUAAAUAUUGCAUAAAUGUACAAUAAAUAUGGUGAGUUGUAGUGUAUGUACUAGUUAAAGUACAAGUUUGUCUCAUCUCGCUGACUGUGGCCUUCGUUCCUGCAUAAUACACAUUACACUUCUUGUGUGGUCUACACUUGGCUCUUGUACAGUAGAUAAUCAGCUAACGGGGUUAAUUGAGCUCAGGCUUUCUACAGUAUCUCGCUAUAACUGUUAACUAAGUUAAGCAGCAUAAAGCUUAAUUAUCUUAAGCCACAUUAUAGCAUGUGCUGGUGGGAUUAAAUUUCUUUUUUCAUUUCGGUGUUGAUGUUGCUUUUUCUGUAAAAGUCUAAAGUGACUGCCUUUUUAGGCUCAAACUCAUCCAAGAGCAGUGGUUUGAGGGGUCUCCAAUAAAAACACACAAAGCUGUGUUGUGUAGCUACAUUUUCUUCAAUUCCAUAAAUGACUUAAACGUCACAGCUGAAGGAUGUGCUCAGUGUUGAAAUACUGAUGCUUCUUGUACUGAAUCAAGGAUGACUUGUUUGCCAUCUGAGAACAAAAAAAAAAGUUGAUCUGGAUUUUGCCAUUUGUACUUGUUUUCAUAUGUUCAAUAAAGUGUAGGCUAUGCAUAGAAACAAAA
Messenger RNA from Archocentrus centrarchus (flier cichlid), 3201 nucleotides. RefSeq names its product succinate dehydrogenase complex, subunit A, flavoprotein (Fp) (gene sdha). Gene Ontology annotation, molecular function: succinate dehydrogenase (quinone) activity; electron transfer activity; flavin adenine dinucleotide binding. Gene Ontology annotation, cellular component: respiratory chain complex II (succinate dehydrogenase). The record is from RefSeq and is a predicted model, not a curated record. NCBI's taxonomy places the organism in Eukaryota, Metazoa, Chordata, Actinopteri, Cichliformes, Cichlidae. Bases 30 to 2021 code for a protein of 663 amino acids. Gene Ontology annotation, biological process: mitochondrial electron transport, succinate to ubiquinone; tricarboxylic acid cycle. The transcript has 15 exons.